AUUAUUACACCAGCAUGCUUUGGGAUGGUCAGACAUAAAUGUAUUCUUCAGUAGUAGUAUGUAGCAGUAGUAAUAGUAUUGUGGAAUUUUUAAGUUUAAAUCAAUUGGAUAUUGAGAAAAAUAUCACAAUGAACACAGAACCAAAUUUUUGUGAUUGUCUUUGUUCUGUGUUGAUGUCGAGACGUAACAAAAGGAAAAGAAAGAGAAUGGCUGAGAAACUGACAGACAUAGAGCUGACGGGGAUUAUUCUGGAGGAGACCAAGCCACGGACCUUGGGGGGAGACCCCUCUUCUGUACUUCUACAGGAAGAUGACAUUGAGACUGGGCGUGGCACUCUCCGCGUGGCAGUUCAAGGAGACAGGUCUAAGGCGGCCAUCAUCACAUACCAUGACAUAGGACUGAACCAUGUGACCAACUUCCAAGGGUUCUUUAGCUAUGGCGACAUGCAGCCCAUCUUGAGACACUUCUGCGUCUACCACAUCAACGCCCCCGGACAGCAUGACGGAGCUCUGCCACUGAUGCAAAGACAGGAGAUAGGGGACCCCAAGGCACCUGUCAACUUCACUAUUGUAGAGGUGGAUGCCAGCAACGGGUGUGCGACUACCACGUUAGCAGCAACGGCAUCCCUAGACAACAUCUCAAACCAGGAGACAGGGGAUACCGUGGGGUUAACCCCCCAGCUGAAUAUGAAUACGGAGCCACACGACGACCCAGCAAUGCCUCUCGUCAAAGGAGCCGAUAAAAGAUACCACUUUCCUAGCAUGGACGAGCUGUCGGAAAUGAUACUUCCUGUGCUGCAGUUUUAUGGUAUCAAACAUUUCAUAGGGUUUGGUAUGGGAGCUGGUGCCAACAUCCUGACUAGAUUUGCUCUAAACCACCCUGAGAAGGUGGAUGCCCUGGCACUGGUCAACUGUACUGCCUCUGUGUCUGGAUGGACAGAGUGGGGAUGGCAGAAGUUAAACACAUGGUACUUAAAGAGUGGCAGUAUGACUGGCUUCACUGAGGACUAUCUCUUGUGGCACUGGUUUGGACAGAAGACUGUGGACCAAAACUACGACCUGGUUCGCAUGUACAGAGACACCAUGAAACACAUCAACCCUCACAACCUGGCACUGUUCAUAGAGUCCUACACAAAGCGUACAGCUCUAGCAGUUCACAGAGACCUUCCAAAGCUUGGCGUUAAGAGCACACCAGGAAAGAACACAGGGGCCAGGGCACUGGACUGUGAUGUCCUGUUGAUGGCUGGAGACAACUCUCCUCACUUGGACGCCAUGGUGGACAUGAACUCCAGGAUUGACCCCAGCAAAACCAGCUGGAUGAAGAUCUCAGACUGUGGUGGGAUGCCCCUGGAGGAGGCACCAGAGAAAGUGUGUGAUGCCUUCAGAUUAUUCCUACAGGGCCUGGGAUAUGUCCCAUUCAUGAGUCAGACCAAGAUCAUGGAGUCCCGCAGCGCCGCCUCCAGGGCCAGUCUUCUGGGGGCCGGUGGAGGGGGGCGUGGCUCCAUCACCGGAACAACACACCAGACACCAGUGGUGCAAGAGCAGGAGGCGGAGUGUUAGAUGGCAUGGUGACAUCUGACACUUGACACAUCAUGACACUUGACUUUGCAUUUCUUCUUAAGUUCAACAGAUAUUUGUGAAAUGUCUACAUUGGCAAUACCCACCUAACACAUUUUGUGCAGGAACCUGAGGCCGAGUGGUUCAGGGUGACAUGUGACGAGGUUUUCACUUCAAUUGAGGGACAGGAGUGUCCGAGAAGGAUGUCAUGCAACAUUUAGCAUGUUUAUCUUUAGUUGCUGAGUGUCAAUAUUCGCAAUACCAAACAAAGAAGAGAAAUUCGUCACUUGGCAUGUGACACUUAACACUUUUUCCUGAAAUUUGACAUAGAUGGGAUAUCAACAUUGACAGCACCAGACUUUGGAGAGAAAAGUGUCACAUGUCACCUGACAUGACACUUGACAUCUUGUCGGAAUUUGACACCCUUGUGGAAUGUCAAUAUCAUCAGUAUCAAACUAAGGAGAGAAAUUUGUCACCUGCUGCCUGGCGUGUUUCUAUUGUAUCAAUUUAGACAGUAGUAACAUAUCAGCUUCUGUUACAGGAACACAAGGCACCAGCGUACAUCAUGGUAUUGUUUAAAUGAAAAAAAAAAUUAACAGAAUUUCUUAUAAAGCAUUUAACAGCUAAGAAAACAAGGAGGUUGCCAGCACUUAUGAUUCACACAUAUUCUAGUUAUUUUGACCAUUGCUUGCCUUUGUUUUCAGUUAUCAUCGUUUUGUUAACAUUAUGACAGAGAGACAGAUUAUUAUCCUUUUGGUAACUGUCAUGUUUGCAGUCUUACUACAGUCAUGUACAGCAGUGAAGAUAAAUUUAAAGCCUGCCUGGUGCUACAUUGGUUUAUACAGCUGCAAAUUUGACUUUAAAGUCAUUGCUGAGAGGAUAUAACAAUAUCUGAGGAAAUUUUCUCAAAGUGGUUACCCCUGAAACAAGUUGGACCAAGUUCUUAAAGAUUCUGUAAUGAUACAGUCUGCAUAUAUGUAGAAACAUUAUUAAAAGUCCCAUGUUGAAUUAUUCAAAAUGAAUUAUACUAUGUACAAAAUUAUUAUUACAAUGUAUCAAUUUUGUCAGCUUGCUCUUAUUAUGAAUGAUAAUACAAAGGUGCUGGAGUCUUAUAUGUGCUUUACAAUAUCCAGUCAUUAGUGUGCCUCAGAUUAUACAAACAUUCAUAGCUAUAAUAUCAGGUCAUGUUAUUAAACUAUUGGCUACUGAACUUAAGCAAACUGCUGAGAAAAAUUACAAAUUUGGCUAAGAAUAAAAAAAAAAAGGUAAAGCUUUCUAAGGCUCAUCCUUGUCAUGUUUUUAGUAUUUUUGUGAUGGAGUAAUGUAAAUGCACCUUUGUUGUAAUCUAACAGACAAAAAAAAAGAUACACUGUAGUUGUAUUGUUAUGCACUUUUUAUGAUUAGAGAAGCAAACUUUUUUGUAAUCAAAAACAAUAAAGAUGUUGGUGUAUAACUAUAUCCUUGUGUAACACAUUGUAAAAUGUUCAGUAUACAACUUAUACACUGCCUAGUAGCUUUUACCUUGUUAAGAACUAGGUUUAAACUCCAGAUGUUAGUUGUUUGAAAACUGCAAGAAGUGAGCAACUCUGGAAAGAUUUGUUGAUUAAUUUUACAAACUUAAGGCAUUUGACAAUAAAGAAUCAAAUUGCUGCCAGAAGCAUUUUGUAAACAUUUAUUGCCUCCUGUACCAUACAGACAUUUUAGAUAUGCAAUGUAUUUUCUUUUAUACAAAAUUAUUUUCUACUUAUUAGUUUUCUUGCUCUUUAAGCACCAAGAAACAUUCAAAACAAGGGUAGAAAAGAUGUUGAAGAAGAUUUGCAAGCAAAAUAUUAUUGUUUGAGCAUAUAUUUUUGCAUUUGAUGUAAAGUUAGGGUAGAGUUGUUUUGUAAUAUUUUGCAAGGUUGUACAUGUAAAUAUUGAUUGGUAUUCAUCGUUACUGUUUGUUGAAUUCAUUUCAAUUUCAUAUCUGUUGCAAUGAAAGUGCAUUAUUUGUAUACAUUUUUGUAGCUUUGUAAAUAUAUGUUACCUGUUUCUUGUUAUAGGGCUUUUCACAAACAUUACAAAAAAAUCCAAGAUUUUUUAAUCAAAAGUAUCGUCAAGGUGAUUUUCCACUUGAAUGAGAGUCGAACGCUGGCAACAGUGAUAACCUCAUACUUUAUGGAAGACUAUGUGCUUUUGUUGUAGGGGGACGAGGAAGGAAAGGAAACAUUUACAUUCAAAAGGAGUAUCAUUUAAUCAUUUAACUGUAAAUGAAAUCGGCUUAUGGCAAAUAUUUAGACAGCAUUCAAGCUAUCUCUGUAUGGAUUAAAUCAAUGUACAUAUUUGUUAGAGUGUGUUAUAAGAAAAAACCCAACAAACCAGUGUUGUGGGUCCUCAGUAGGAAAAAGUAUGACUGGACUAAAUGUAAAGUGAAAUGUUCCCUGGAAAGUGGACAUUGGACCACAACCAGUUUGAUCUGCAGUGACAUACAUGUAACUGUCAGGUUAUAAAAGGUGUCUUUUUGGAAUAAAAAUCUUUGCAGAAAGGGGUGGAAAAAGAGAGGCAACGUGGUAUGUUUUUACCAAAAUUACACCCCUGAUGUACUUACUGGAAGUGAAUUUCCAGGAAUGUGUUGUCAUCACUUUACAUUUGACCACCAAUACUGUACUAAUAUUUCUCUUCAUAAUUAUACAUAUUAAUUAUUAUAUUCGAAGCAAUGCUGAAUUUGGACAAGAUAUAUUCAUCCUUUAAAUGUUAGGUUUUUGUCAUAUUCAAAGGUUCCCUGCCCCUGUUAACACAUUAACUGAAAGUUAUAUAUAAUUAGAGAUAACUGUGCCAAAGAUGCUGUAUGUUAUAUAUUAGACAAGUUGUUCAGAAUUCAUGUUUAUAUAUUAUCAAGGUGCCAGGGACAUUGUCAUGUAUAUUAUGGUACCUGUUAAUAAAGUUAGUGGACAAUUUA
Messenger RNA from Lingula anatina, 4494 nucleotides. RefSeq names its product protein NDRG3. Lineage: Eukaryota; Metazoa; Brachiopoda; Lingulata; Lingulida; Lingulidae. The record is from RefSeq and is a predicted model, not a curated record.